UUGGGCUGAGCAGAAACGCAUGGAAAAGACAUUCCUCUAACUAUAUAGCGCGCGGUUUGGUGGUCAUAAUCGUAUUUGAGAAAGUAAUUCUAAUAUUCAUUUACACACAUUCUUUUCUGUUUCACUGGAACACUGGCAGCUGCAGCGUUAAAGACACCGAUAUGUGAAAGGUUUGUGUGAUUUUGCUAAAAUGCAUCACCAACAGCGAAUGGCUGCCUUAGGGACAGACAAAGAACUCAGCGACUUAUUGGAUUUCAGUGCGAUGCGAAACAGCGAUUUGAAAAUGUUCCCAACAUCAAUGAUGUUUUCUCCCCCCGUAAGCAGUGGAAAAAACGGACCAACAUCCCUCGGAAGCGGACAUUUCUCAGGCUCAAAUCUUGAAGACAGAGCCAGCUCUGCGUCGUGGGGAAACGGAAGCCGCACUUCAAAGAAUUACGCGGACGGCUCCCAGUACUCCCACAUGACAAACCGCGACUUGGGAUCACAUGACAACCUCUCCCCUCCCUAUGUCAACUCCAGGAUAGCAGGUAAAGGGGAGAGGGCAUCCUACGCCUACGGAAGAGAAUCCAGCUUACACGGGUGUCACCAGCCCAACCUCCUGGCAGGUGAGAUGGGCUUGGGCAGCCCCGGGGCCGUGUCGCCCAGCAAACCCGGGGCCCAGUACUACCAGCACUACAGCAACAACCCGCGACGGAGACCGCUACACAGCGACCCCAUGGAAGUCCAGACAAAGAAAGUCCGGAAGGUUCCCCCUGGUUUGCCUUCCUCAGUAUACGCCCCGUCCGCAAGCACUGCUGACUACAAUCGAGACUCGCCGGGGUACCCCUCCUCCAAGCCCCCCAGUGGCACCUUCCCCAGUUCCUUCUUCAUGCCAGACGGUCACCACAGUGCGGACCCAUGGAGCUCCUCCAGCGGGAUGACCCAGCCGGGCUACAGCGGCAUGCUGGGAAACUCCUCGCACGCCCCCCAGAGCAGCAGCUACUGCGGCCUGCAUCCACACGACAGGCUUAGUUACCCAUCGCACUCCUCAGCAGACAUCAACUCCAGUCUUCCUCCGAUGUCCAGUUUCCACCGCAGCGGGAGCAACCACUACAGCGCCGCCUCCUGUACAGCCACCACCAACGGCACCGACAGCGUCAUGGUGAACAGGGCGGCGAGUGGAGCCGCGAGCAGCUCUCAGACCGGCGACGCCCUGGGCAAGGCCCUGGCAUCGAUCUAUUCUCCCGAUCACACGAACAACAGCUUCUCGUCCAAUCCGUCGACCCCGGUCGGAUCGCCCCCUUCGCUGACAGCCCCGAGCACGGCAGUGUGGUCCCGGAACGGAGGACAGGGGCCCUCCUCACCCAACUACGAGGCCCCUCUGCACUCCCUGCAAAGCCGCAUCGAGGACCGUCUGGAGCGGCUGGACGAUGCCAUCCACGUGCUGCGGAGCCACGCGGUGGGGCCCUCUCCCAACAUGCCGAGUGGCCACGGGGACAUGCACAACAUCAUCGGGCCGUCGCACAACGGCGCCAUGAGCGGCCUGGGGUCCGGCUACAGCCCUGGCCUGCUGUCGGCCAACCGGCACUCCCUCAUGGUGGGCCCUCACCGUGAGGACGGCGUGGGGUUGAGAGGCAGCCACGCCAUCGGGCCCAACCAGGUCCCCGUCCCCCAGCUGCCCGUGCAGUCCGCCACGUCGCCCGACCUGAGCCAGCCUCCGGACCCGUACCGGGCUCUCUCCAGCGGUCUGCAGGGCCAGAGCACCUCGUCGGUCAGCUCCGAGAUCAAGUCCGAGGAUGAAGGGGACGAGAACCUGCAGGACGCCAAGUCCCUGGAGAACAAGAAGGAGGACAACGACAGCAAGGACCUCAAGUCAAUUGAUAGCAAUAACGACGACGAGGACCUGUCCCCGGAGCAGAAGAUCGAGCGGGAGAAGGAGCGCAGGAUGGCCAACAACGCCCGGGAGCGUCUGCGCGUGCGCGACAUCAACGAGGCCUUCAAGGAGCUGGGCCGCAUGGUGCAGCUGCACCUGAAGAGCGACAAGCCGCAGACCAAACUGCUCAUCCUGCACCAGGCCGUGGCUGUCAUACUGAGCCUGGAGCAGCAGGUCAGAGAGAGGAACCUGAACCCCAAGGCUGCCUGCCUAAAGCGCCGGGAGGAGGAGAAGGGCUCGACGGAAGGGCCCUCCCUGGCCCUGGCCGGGUCUCACCACAGCAUGGCGGACGGAAAUCCAAUGGGACAAAUGUCCAAGUUGCCAGAGUUCAUCAAAAUGAUGAGCGACCACUUCCUUUGACAACGUUAUCCUUUCCCCACAAACCAAUCAAACAAUCAAUCGAUUAAUCAAUCAAUCAAUCAGCCGACCAUUUGACCCAACAAUUUUCUCUCCUACCCUUACCCUUUUCUUGUGUAGAUGUAACAGCAAAUGUACAGUGGCUAAAGAAACAGACACAAGAGAUUUUCUAAGCAUUUUUUUGUGCAUUCCCGUUAAAAAAAAAGAAAAGAAAAAGAAAAGAAAGAGAAAACAUGCAACUUGAUGGACGACUCUCCAAACAUAUCAUUAGGAAUGUUGUAAAAACGAUGCGGAGCUGUCCAGGGCAGCCAUUUUGAGUGGCAAUCUUCUCCACACUGUGGAACACUUGCAGUCGUGCCUGAACUCCUCGUGGAAGUAUAAACGAAUAAAACUAUAUACACACAGUAUAUAUAAUCAACCUGUAGGUCUUCAGGGGACGGGGAUUUAAAAGAAAAAAAAGAAGAAAAAAAAAAGGAUAAUUUCGAAUUUCAUGAAAUUGUAAAACUUGCAAUAAUGAAAAAGUGUACUUCUAAACAGAACAGACGAUUUUAAGAUAACAUUUUGUUGGGGGGGUUCAUAGUUGGUUAGUGUGGCUGUGUACUACAGACGAGAAGCCCCUGCUGCCCCGAUAGCAACUUAAAACCAGCAAAUGUCCCAGUUCUGAGUUGAUUUUACUGGGCGACAUCCUUUGCCUGGGUGGAGCAGUCGUGUCUUUUCAGCCAUAGGGGAAGGCAGGCGGCGAUGUGUUAUGGCAGGUUUCAGUCAGGAGAACGCCGAGCGGUUAGGACCGGGACAGGCCCGGGCCGAGGGGCAGCCUGUCACGCGGUGGCAGCGGGAACGCGCUAAUCGCCCGGGCACCCGCGCCGCCGAUAGAGAGCUAGCCGUCCAUCACUUUGCUUUUUCGGUCUUACCCAGGUUCCUGUCGCCCAACCCCGUGCCCUCCCUUUCCCUAAGCCCCGCCCCCCCCCCCCUCUCUUCGCCCCCCGAAAACCCCCCGCCCCCCUCAAUCCCCAGAGAUGCAAUUUCAACAUGCUACACGUGUACCAAUGUGCCUUUUAGAGUUCAUAUCAUUAAAAAUGUGGAGGAGGACAUUGUUGGAACUUUUUAGGAUGCAAGCUUAGGGAAUCGUUAGUCAUUAGGUCUAUGCAGUCAGGUAUUUUAUGGCCUGGAAUUUAAAAAAAGUAAAAAGGAAAAAAAAGUAUUUUUUGGAUAAACUGUAUUUAAUGUACUGUAUGCUUAUAUGUAAUUAGAAGGCGUGUCACUGAACGAUCCUGUUUUCAGUUUCGCCCGCCCCACCCCCCACCCCCCUUGCCCUCAAGAGUUGCAGCCUGUUUCCAUUGCGAGCAACAUGUCCGUUACUGAGCGUUGUAUUAUAGCUGUCAGCUUUUUAUGAAUAUUGGCUUUUCCGUGAGCCACUGUAGUCUUCAGUACACGUGUGUGGUUGUAUGUGUAAAGCGGAUUCCUUUCUCUUUUCUAUGCUUCUCUUAUUCUUUGUCUGUUCUGGUUUCUCUGUCAAAAAUCCGAACCACGGACCACUGCGGGAGAUACAACAGCGACCCUUUUCACGUGGUUUAACUUAUCCAAUCAACGCAAGGCACUGAAACUGGAAAAGAAUAUAUAAGAAAAUCAAUAUAUAUAAAUGUAUAAAUAUAUACGAUAUAUAAGGAUGGUGCCAUUUUCAAAGGAGAGAUUGUUUGAGGGAAGAGUUAUUUUCUCAAAGCCUGGCAGAAACACACUCCAGUGUUACUUUUUCAAGAGACAUGGCUUGUAUUGACCCUUGAUGUGCCAUGACAUCACAUCGUACGGCAUUCGCCACAGGACAAAAGGGACCGGAGACCCAUCUGCUCCACUCACUGCUAAUCAGCUGUUAAGGAAACACAGACAUUUGUAAAUUGUAUGCAACAAAUGCAAACUUACCAUUAUUUUGAAAUUGUGUAUGUAAAAGUUAUAUUUUUACAUGUAGACUGUUGUUAUUUUGUGUUUAGAACUACGUUGUACCAGUUUUUUGUUGAAAGACGAAAAAAUAAUUCAGUGUGUGUUGAAAAUGUGUCACAUUGAAAUGUAGUGAGGUCAAAAGCUUCAAAAAUCAAUUCUUUUUUAAAUGUUAUGUUUAUAUUUCCGGGAACAUUUUUUGGGGGGAGGGGGGGGUGUAAAACAGAACAAAAUAAGGUAUAUAAAAUUUGUUUCAUGCUCCAUGUUCAUUACAUUGCCAUUUUUAAUUGUAUUUUUGGAGGAAAUAUGUAAAUAGUCAUAACACAAAAGGGUUCAUGUGAUUUUGGUUGGGUGAUGACUUGCUGACAGUCGAGCGAUGCGGAUGGAUCAAUUGUAUUCUUGCCACUUUAUCCCACUGGUCAUUGUAGCAUGGUGCCAAAAUCAGCGCUCAGAGGCAUUAAUUUGUGUUUAUAAAAGUUCAGAACUCACAGAACCGCUGCACUGCCCACUUUGAGUGACUGAACCGACUGACUUUGUUGGUGCGCAUAAUUCCAGAAGGGUCUGAAGCGACUGAUGCAAUUUUUACCUGAGGGAACUAUUAUGAACUACAGAAAAGAUGCUUUGUAUUUCAUUCAAUCAAGCCCUCGUUUUGAAGAAUUUGAAUGGAGAAUGUCCAGGAGACCGUUCUGUAGGUCUUUUCAGAGUACAAUAAAACUAAAAACAGGUGUUUUUUUCAACGUUUGGGGUUUUCUGUGCGAAUGACAACAUUUGUUUCCUUCACCAGUCUCAACAUCUGGCUCGCUCUCCUUUGACUCCAAUCAAAGGCUGGGUCCUGAGCCUCAAAGUAUUUAACAAUUAUUGUGUACUCUUAUUCUGCAGUGAUUUUAAUUAUGGCAACCAAUGGUUUUGCUUAUUUUGAUAUGUAUUCCAGUGGGAGCAAAACCAGGUUCUGAUUUCCAUAAAGGAUUUGCAAUGGGAAAUGUCUGUUCUUUUUUCUUUUCUUUUUUUUUUUUUUGUAGUUUUUGUUUUUACUUUUGCGUUUUAUAUGUCAGAAACAAGCAUUCCGGCAACACAAGACACACCACAAACACAGCUGAUAUUUGGUAAUUUGGCAAAGCAUUUUUCAGUACACAAAGAAUGAAAAAAUCUGCAUUCAAUAUGAAUGGUUUUAGCUGCACACUAGUUAGUUGCUCAUGUGAUUCUAGUUUUGUAAGUAUUUAGACUACAUAUGUGAGUGACUAUGUACUGAACAAUCACGAAGCCUGGCUUGCCUUUUUAACAAGUGGCUACAGUUAUAAGACAGGUUACAAUGAAUCAUUCGCACCCACUGCCAAAUAAAGCAAAACGGAAAACAUGUCCUGCCAGUGUUACCGCGACUGUCAAUGGUUAGGGAGCCACUUCCAUUUCAGCUCGUAAUCGGUCUCAGCUUGGCAAAAAAAAGUAACAUAUUAACUAUUAUUUGAGAAUAUUUAAUUGAUCCAUCUCCAUUUCUCUUACAAUAAUGAUGCCUAAAAUUGUUCAAAGUUUGGGGAUGGAAAAAUAUGGGUUCCAUUUGCCAUGAUUGUAGUUACAGUGGAUAUUGGAAAGGAGCAAUAUGGAUGGUUUGAUAUGUUUGGUGAUGUGCAUAUGAUGAGCCAUAUCUGUGUGCUGGAAAUGUGUAACGGUUAGUGCUACUGUACCUUGGAUGUAAAACACAGUACAGGGAACAAAGAACUAUGGCCAAGUGGCUAGAGAGAUAGGGUAAGAUCAGGAGGUUCAUGGUAGACUGUUUUGCCACACAAGUCACACUGAUCGGCGUACACCAUCAACCAUCAAAUUAUUGAUUUGGACCGCAGUUCUCCUUUGAAGCCAGUAAAUUUGGAAUUAUUGAUUUGGACAGCAGUUCUCCUUUGAAGCCAUUAAAUUUGGAAUUAUUGAUUUGGACAGCAGUUCUCCUUUGAAGCCAUUAAAUUUGGGGAAUUAUUGAUUUGGACCACAGUUCUCCUGUGAAGUCAGUACAUUUGGGGAAUUAUUGAUUUGGACCACAGUUCUCCUGUGAAGCCAGUAAAUUGUCAAUCAAUCGAGGGAUGCAACUUGUUCCAAUCCAGUCUUCCGUGUUGUUUUCAUUAGUCCCUGGCCAGGUUUUAGUUCAUUCUUUCCUUCCAUUACCUAAGUGGCGUUGGAGAGAUGUGAAACGCGGAGAGAGUCGUUUUUAUCUUUAGAGGAAUCGCAGCGAACGGGCGAAACAAACAACAACAUGAAUGGAAGCUGAUCACCUGUCUCCAUCCAAAAUGAAUCAUGAACAAGCACAAAGUGUAUACAAUUAACUGACUGGAAAAUAUAAAGUAAUAUAUAUGUACAAAUUGCAAAGUAUAAUAGAAAUAAACAGAAGGCACCAUGGCUUCUAGGCCUACCUGUUUUACUUGGGUAGCCAUUUUUCUUUCUUAUGUAUUUUAAUUCAUCCGUGUGCAGUGCUGAAUAAACAUGUUCAUUUCAGAGUAUUAUAGACAUAUGUAAUGGUGAAAAUAUAUGAACUGUGGCCUUUUUCAUUCUUCUUGUUACUUGUGAUGCAAUUAAGUGAAGAAAAAAAUAAGCAGAGAAUUACCCUGUAUCAGUGCCUGGCUUUUUGUUAUAAAGCUUCCUUUGUCUAGUGCUCUUUUGCUAUGAAAUAGACUAGUGCACCCUAUUAUAGAAAAAAAAAAACCUAAAUUUAAAACAAGAUAUAUUUGGCUUAUUUUUUGCAGGGGCAAUCCUUUUAUACCAGGAAUAUUGAAGAAAUAAUAAUAAAAAAAAAUUAAUAAUAAAAACGUCAGAUUCUGAAUAUUCCACUUUGUAGAUUUUUGGAAUCAUUCAAAAGUAAAAGUUUGUUACUUUAUUUUACUAUUUAAAGAUGUUAUUUUACCAUGUGUUACUGAGACGAAACUGUACGGUGUUUUCCGUGAUGGGCCGCAGUUUGCCGCGCGUGGUCUCAUCCGUACCUGCAGCAGUGAUUCAAAUUAAUAAAUAACAGUUACACUUUCUUUCCAAUGUGUGGCUGAGUGCCUCAAACUUUUUUUCAUGUACUUUGGUGUUUUUUUUUUGUUGGUUUUUUUCUUUGCUAUUUUUUGUUUUAUUUGACUUUUUUCUUAAUUAUUGUUUAUUUCUGUUGUAUUUUUACUUUACGUUUCAAUGAUUAUUGUUGUUAUUAUUAUUAUUACUUUUUCAGAUUAGUAGAAGUGUCCAAACAGGUUGUGUGCUGGAGUCUCCCUUCAGGCCAGCUCAUUGUAGGCCAUUGCCUGUUGUUUUUCAUCUGUAGUUAUUCAAUGAAGUCAUGUACAUGACCGUUCUGUAGCAAUAAAUGUGCCAUUUUUAUAA
This is a messenger RNA of Conger conger (European conger), 7534 nucleotides long. Its product is annotated as transcription factor 4-like. Gene Ontology annotation, cellular component: transcription regulator complex. The record is from RefSeq and is a predicted model, not a curated record. Gene Ontology annotation, biological process: regulation of transcription by RNA polymerase II. The coding region runs from base 191 to 2272 and encodes 693 amino acids. Gene Ontology annotation, molecular function: DNA-binding transcription factor activity, RNA polymerase II-specific; RNA polymerase II cis-regulatory region sequence-specific DNA binding; protein dimerization activity. The transcript is spliced from 21 exons. NCBI's taxonomy places the organism in Eukaryota, Metazoa, Chordata, Actinopteri, Anguilliformes, Congridae.